Messenger RNA from Orbilia oligospora ATCC 24927, 3210 nucleotides. RefSeq lists its product as uncharacterized. Lineage: Eukaryota; Fungi; Ascomycota; Orbiliomycetes; Orbiliales; Orbiliaceae. The transcript is spliced from 3 exons. Gene Ontology annotation, molecular function: protein phosphatase binding; protein phosphatase regulator activity. Gene Ontology annotation, cellular component: nucleus; cytosol. The record is from RefSeq and is a predicted model, not a curated record. The coding region runs from base 1 to 3210 and encodes 1069 amino acids.
AUGUUUUGGCGAUUCGGUGGCUAUGCGAAUAUCAGCACCAUAGAAACCUUAUUAGACAAGCCUGAUGUCACCCUCGAGACCUUACUCGAAGAACCAGACCUCAUCCAAGAGCUCAAACAGCAUAACACCAAACUUAUCGAAUUCAUCCGCGAAGAUGCUAUCAUUCGCAAACUCCUUGAAUAUGUCAUUGCAGCCAAGAUACCGGCUCCGACGGUGAUGGGGAUUCCUGGUGACGCUAAGGCUUUACCGCUCACUCCUGAUGAAGUGGUAGAAGCUGCAGAAAAGGAUGCAGAAGGGGAAAAAUCUACUGCUGAAGAAGGAGACGAUGAGAAGCCUGUUGAUGCUACCACCGCCGCUCCAUCGGACGAGGCAUCUCCUUCUUCACCGAAGGAAGAAGAACAACAACAGGCUGCUACUGCUGCUGCCGCCGCCGAACUUGCACCACCCUCGCCAUCUACGAGCGAAUUGGAAAGAGAAAAGGCGGAGAAAACCCGGGCUAAAUAUUCUUAUGUCUCCUGCGAGGUCUUGUCUAGCGAAACAUGGUCGAUAUGCGAGGCUCUUAUGGAUAAUCUCGACAACUUACGGAUGUUUUGGAAGUUUUUGGAGCGGCCUGCACCGUUGGAUCCUCUUCAGGCCGGUUACUUUACGAAAGUAAACGAAACCCUGUUCGAUAAGAAGACAGGGGAAAUGAUGGAUUUCUUCAAGUCGAUUGAGAAUAUUGUCCCCAUGAUGCUGAAGCAUAUCGACACUCCUCUUAUUAUGGAUUUGAUCCUGAAGAUUAUCAGCAUGGAGAAGUCAGAUGGAGGGAGUGGUAUUGUUGAUUGGUUAUGUGAAAAGGAAUUAAUACCCCGACUCCUAUCCUUCCUCUCUCCUGAACACUCUUCGACUACUCAAACUUCUACCGGAGACUUCUUGAAAGCGAUCAUUACCAUCUCCGCUAAUGCAUCCCAGAACGAACAAUCAUGCAUCGGUCCUAACAACCUCACUCGUCAGUUGGUAUCAGAGGAUAGCGUGGAGAGUCUUAUUGGUGCCAUGCUCAAGGGCGGUAACCCUCUUACUGUCGGCGUCGGAAUCAUAAUUGAAGUUAUUCGCAAGAACAACUCGGACUACGACCCGGAAGUACACGGUGGUAUCGAUUCUACUCCUUCUGGUCGGGACCCAAUAUAUCUCGGCAAUCUUCUAAGAUUAUUCGCCAAACAUGUACCGGAUUUUACAGGGUUAAUCCUGAAUUCCGAACCAACUGUUUUGAACGAAGACGGAACCCGAACGGUCAAGAGGAGGGAGUUGAAGGCUGCAUUUGGUGGAACAAUUGAGCCCUUAGGUUUUGACCGAUUUAAGACAUGUGAACUUAUGGCUGAACUUUUGCAUUGUAGUAACAUGGGUUUGUUGAACGAGAAGGGUAGCGACGAGUAUGUUAAAAGGAGAGAUUCUCAGAGAGAACAACUUCGACGGCAAAGGGAGCUUGAUCUGGCGACUCUUGUUGUUGGCCGACAGGAUCUGCGGGGAUCUCUUUACAAUCGUUCAGCUUAUCUUUCUGAGAAGAAGGAUGAGGAGGAGUUUGAGACUGUGGCGGUAGGGACUGUUUUAGAAGAGGUUAACGAUGGAGAGUUUGCAGAAGGACAGGAGAAGAUAAAACCAUCGAUAGUUGAGGAUCCAACUACCUCACCAAAGGAAGAUAAGCCGGAAACUGAAGGCUCGGAGCCGGUUGUUACGGAACUUGAUGUUCCAACUUCUUCCCAGCCUGUCGCAGCGCUCUCCCCAAUUACUGAAACUGCCAAGAGCGUCGAAGCUAUCAAGAUCGACGAUGAAGAUACGGUUAUGCAGUCUCCACCCCCAUUGGCUCCACUGGAUAAACCAGAAACUACGGACGACAAGACUGAUGCAGAUGAGCCAGAUGAGCACAUGUCAUCACCGCCGACAAUAACGGCGACUCUUGCUGAUCCUGCUUCGAUUUCUAAGCCCGAAAUUGUCGAGCCAGAAGUUGAGAAGAAUACCGAAAAGCCUCUACCACCGCUGCCAGAAAGUGCCGAGGAAGCGGCCAGUAGAGCGGUAAAGGACUUGCUCUUGGAUCCGGAGUUACUGAAAGCACCUGGUAUCGAUAUCGACACUGAUGGAAGACCGCUGGUUGGUGAUUAUUUGAAGAUGAUGUUUGUCCAGCAUCGAGUUGUCCCCACAAUACUGGACUUCUUUUUCAGGUUCCCCUGGAACAACUUUUUACAUAACGUUGUAUACGACGUCGUUCAACAAGUUUUCAACGGGCCAAUGGAUAGAGGCUUCAACAGACACCUAGCCAAUGAUCUUUUCAUCCAAGGAAGCAUCACAGAGCGAAUCGUUGAGGGACAGAAAGCAUCCGACAAAGCACAAGCAGAAUCUAAUAUGAGGUUGGGAUACAUGGGUCACCUAACAUUGAUCGCUGAGGAAGUGGUUAAAUUCGCUGAGCGACAGCCUGGUGCGGCAUUAGCCCCAUCGGUCCACGAAAAACUCCACGAUGCUGCUUGGGUGUUUUAUAUGGAGCACACCCUUACAGAAACUCGGGAAAGAGACAAUGCGAUCCUUGGUGGUGUGAGACCUGACAUUAUGUCCGGUAGACCUGGAAUGGGUGGUUCGAUGAGUGUAACGCAGACGUUUGGAGGUGGUGGACUCGGACAAAUUAGUGGUACGUCUGACACCGGAUUGGAUACUAUCGAACUACAGAACAGUGGAAUCGGCGAAGGCGCGGACAUACAGACGGCAGAAACAUUUGACGGCGACGACGGCGACGUAGGUGCGGACAUCGGCUCCCGAGAAGGACACCCAGAUGAGAGUGGCGACAAAUCGUUAUCCGGAUUCGGCAGCAGCUCGGACGAAGACGAAGAUGAGGAGAUGAACUUGGGGGACAGCGAUGACGACGAUCAAAUGAAGUUGGAGUUGACAGGCGACCGUAACCAAGUAAGAUACCUACAACUCUUGCUUUCAGAAGAUGUUGAGGACGAUAUUGAGGAUGAAGAGGAUGAGCACGGUGCGGGGAUUGGUGAGGAUUUUGAACAGGGCCAGAGCAGCAGCAGCGCUACGGAUACGAAUACGACAGCGAAAGCGACCACAGAAGCAGACCUUGAAGCAGAUCAAACAAAGAAGGAUAAGGAUGGCGACGAUGAUCAUGAAAUGGAAACGACGAAACGUGACGACGAUGACGAUGAUAAGAAGAAGAAGCAUGAACCCUUGGAGCCCUGA